Messenger RNA from Paramecium sonneborni, 1716 nucleotides. NCBI's taxonomy places the organism in Eukaryota, Ciliophora, Oligohymenophorea, Peniculida, Parameciidae. The record is from the annotation of a GenBank genome assembly.
AUGAUUUUUGUACUUAAACUAAGUUUUUCUUGGUUUUUUAAAAGAGACACAACUUUUGACCUUCAUUUUGAUAAUGAGGAUUUAUAAUUGACCACAUUGUUAGAUGAUGAUAAUUUAAUUUGUGAAGCACAAUAUGAAAAUAAAAAAAUUUUCGAUUUGUAAUAUUUUGAAUCGAUUAAUAGUAUUUAGAAAGAUCACAUACUUGAAUUAAUCAAAUAUAUAACACAAAUGCCUGAAGAUGAUUCAAAUUCAAAAAGAGCAUAUCGCUAUCCUUUUUAUUCAAGUAAACUAUUAAAUUGCAUUGGUAAAUAUAAACCUGAGUUUUUUGUAUAAGAUGAUAAGUAAGUUAAAUCUGUUUAUUAUGAAGAUUUUUUCUUUAUAAGAUAUUCAACUUUUUUCAACAAGAUUAAGAUGUUAAUUCAGUAUUAGUUGCAUAUGUUGUAGAUUUACUACAAUAAAUUUCAAUUGAAAUUGUUGUCAAUGAAUUUUUUGAAAAUCAAAAUAUUUAAUAAGGAAUGAUAAGAUAGUUAUAAUCUCGCUCAGUAUCUGAUUUUUUAGUAUAUUUACUUUAAGAAAAGAUUUUUGAUGAAUCUAAAUAUAAAAAUAAAAAAAUCAAUUUGUUAUAAAAUAUUUUAAGAAGAUUAGAUGAUUCAACCAAUUUUGAAGUAUUUUAUAUAUUUUAAUAAUAGAUAUCCUCUAAUAUUUCUUAUAUAAUAUAAGAAAUGAUUAAGGAAAGAGAUCAUCCACAAUGGUAUAUAGAUAUUUUUUUUGGAGAAUUUAUUGAAAAUCUCUGUAAACAAAUAAUUAAAAAGAAUAAUUAUCUUUCUCUUUAAUCAAGUCGAAUACUUUUUAAUUUGCUUUUUUAUAUUGAAGAAAAUAAAAAAAAUGAACAGUAUAGAAAAGAAUUUAGUAUUGUGAUUGAUACAGAUAUAGUUUUUUCAAAAAUAGUAACAUAUGUUGGUGAUUGGAUUGAUUUUUUAUUGUUUUAGAAUUCUCAUAUUUUAGGGGAAUAGAAACUAAAAAUCCUUGAAAUUAUUGGAGUUGGAGUUUCUUUAAAGAAUGAAUCUUUUAUUAAUAAACUUUAUAAAAGUAAUAUCUUUAAAGUUUAUAAUUAAUUAUUUAUUACUUAUGAGUAACAUGACAUAUUGCAUUUUUAAUAUUACAAUUUGAUAAAUAAGAUAAUAGAAAAUUAGAUUGAUAUUCUAAUCAAGAAUGUAUAAAUAUAAAAAUAAAAAUUUAGUUAUUUGAAGAAAACAAUUUUAUUGAAUUAUUAAUAUAAUGCACAAAAUUAGAAAAAAAUAAUGAGAUCUAAAGAAAAGGGUAAUUGGGAUUUAUCACACUGUUGGGAACUUUUAUAGAAGAGUAAGUAGAAAAAUACUAAUAUUUAAAAUAAUUGGUUGAAACGGAAUAAUGGGAAUAAUUUAGAAAUCAAUAUUUUGAGAAAGCUAAAAAAAUAAAUAGUUUUGAAUUAGGAUAAGAAGGAAUUGAAGAGUUAUUGAACAAUAAAGAUAAUUUAUAAGAGGAAGAAUAAUAAUAUUAAGAUAAUAAUAAAAUGAAUGAAAAGAAAGAGAGUGAUUGAUUUUGUUUGAUAUAAAUAUUGAUUGAUUUAAACUUUAUAAAUAGAAAUGAUUGGAUGGAGUAAGAAAGUUUAGACAAUCAGAAUUAAUGAUGUUAUUAAGAAAUUUGAGAGUUGAAAAACAAAAUUUAAAAUCUUUU